CGACAACCACUGAAGAUUUUACCGGCACCAGAAGAAAAAACUUACAGAAGAUUUUUUGUUUUACUUUUCCUCUCAGCUUAUUUAUAAUAUUUAACAUUUUCUAGCAGCUGGGAUUCGACUCAACGUUUUUCUUCUUGGGAACUUGAUUUCUUUGCACUUAAAAAGUGUGCCAUCACUCAACUUUUUUUUUUCUUACUUACACCAGACUCUUAUUUAACCUUCAGCAAUGUUUCCAGAGGCAAACAAAGGCUACAGCUAUGAGGACUGCAAGGCCACCGCCGAUUGGCUGCUGGCCCAGACGGACGUCCGCCCCACAGUGGGCAUCGUGUGCGGGUCGGGGCUCGGAGGGCUCGCUGACAUGUUAAAGGACCAAGUUGCCUUCAACUACAAGGACAUCCCCAACUUUCCACAGAGCACCGUGCAUGGACAUGCAGGACGGCUAGUGUUCGGCACAUUGAAGGGGAGGCCGUGUGUUUGCAUGCAGGGCCGCUUCCACCUGUAUGAGGGCUACCCGAUCCAGAAGAUCACCCUGCCCAUGAGAAUCUUCAAGCUGCUCGGUGUGGAGACGGUGAUGCUGACCAACGCAGCCGGAGGUCUCAACCAGGACUUUAAAGUGGGAGACAUCAUGAUCAUCAAAGACCACCUCAACAUGCCCGGCUUCGCUGGCAACAAUCCUCUGUCCGGACCCAACGAUGAGAGGUUCGGCGUGCGCUUCCCCUGCAUGUCCGACGCGUACGACAGGGAGCUGCAGCAGCUGGCCAUGGACGUGGGACAGGAGCUCGGCUACGGAGACUUCCUGAGGGAGGGCGUCUACUGCGUCCUAGGCGGACCCUCGUUCGAGACCAUCGCUGAGUGCCGUAUGCUGCACAAGCUGGGCGCUGAUGCUGUUGGCAUGAGCACGGUCCACGAGGUGAUCAUCGCACGUCACUGCGGCAUGCGCGUCUUCGCCCUCUCGCUCAUCACCAACCAGGCAGUGAUGGACUACGACAGCGAGGAGAAGGCCAACCAUGAGGAGGUCCUUCAGACAGGGAGGCAGCGAGCGCAGCAGCUGGAGCGGCUGGUUUCCACCAUGGUGACCAGGAUCGAGCACAACAACAACUACGCCUAAGAGACGCCGCGCUCACUCUGGGGCACUCGUGCUUGUCAGACACUAAGAUUUUUAGCCUUUUAGCAUCACUAAAGGAGACUUAAAGUGAUUAUAGCUCACUUUUAAUGCUAUGCUAAGAAAAUCCCACUUUGUUUAUUCUUUAGGUGAGGAGUUGGGCUGAUUUUAGUCAUAGGUCAUAAGAUGAUAGCAUUGUAAUCAUCUGAAGAAUCUCUCUUAGAUAUAUAGAAAUACAAUGCACACAACCUUUGUUUUCACGUCACCGUGCCUUAUCUGACACCUUACAUUCCUUUAUUGAGCGUCUCCAGAUGAAAAAGCUGCUUCUCAGUUUUUUGUAUCACUUUGAACGAGGCGUAUUUGUUCUAACUUAAUAUAUGAUCAGCUUGUACAAAUGUCUGCAAUUUAACUUAACAAUAAGCCAAAAUCUGCUGUAAAGAUCUUAAUAUGAUGAUGUUGUUGAAACGUGUACAUUAGUGGACUUAAGGUAUUAUACUGUGCUUGUUUUUUUUAAUAUGAAUGUUAUUACUAAAUGUACUAUUUAUUAAGAUA
Molecule: messenger RNA, 1654 nt
Organism: Lates calcarifer (barramundi perch)
Lineage: Eukaryota; Metazoa; Chordata; Actinopteri; Centropomidae
Gene: pnp5a
Product: purine nucleoside phosphorylase 5a
Exons: 6
Coding region: 227-1108 (293 amino acids)
Biological process (GO): nucleoside metabolic process
Cellular component (GO): cytoplasm
Molecular function (GO): purine-nucleoside phosphorylase activity
Source: RefSeq, a predicted model, not a curated record